AUGGCGCUUGUGCAUGCACACCAGGACCGCCAUCUCCAAUACAGUGGCAGCAGCAGCAGUAGCAGCAGCAGCAGCGGCAGCAGCAGCAGCAUCAUGGGGAUACCGGAGUUGAGCCCGGGCAUGCAGCGGCUGCUGCUGCGCUAUUUAGCUGUGAGUGACGAACCUGCUGCUGCUUAUGCUUAUCUUCUCAAGCCACCGCCGCCGCCGCCACCUCCGCCGCCGCAGUCGCAGCAGCAGCAGCAGCAGCAGUUGUUCCGUAGCUCGGACUUGACCCACUUGCGACCGCAGCAGCAGCAGCAGCAGCAGGAAGUGCUGCAGGAGACCAGACCCUCGCCACUGCAGCAGCAGCAACAAAUACAGCAACUGCAACAACAGCAAACGGCUAUUUCUACCGAUAUACAGGCAGCAACCACAGCGCAGCAGCAGCAGCAGCAGCAGCAACAGCAACAGCAACCUGCGCAGCAGCAACUUGAGCCGCAGCUAAUCGGCUUUGCAGUUCGUCCUUCAGUGCAACGCCUACAGCAGACACCACUGCAGCAGCAGCAUCAACAGCAGCAGCAGCAACAGGCAACAGUGCUACAGCAAGCGCCUGUGGUGCUGCCGCCGCCGCAGCUGCCACUGCUGGCGCCCCAGGUGCAGCAGCAGCAGCAGCAGCAGCAGCAAAGAUCGAACGAGGGAUUAUUGCAGCAGCAGACAGGUGCUGCUGUAUCAGCAGCAAAUCAGCUGCAGGAUUUGCAGCAGCAGCUGCAGCAACUGCAGCUGCAGCAGCGCACGCUGCAGGUGAUUCUUGACAGGCGAGAGCCAAGGACUCUCAGCAGCUUGCUGCUGCCGCCGCCGCAGCAGCAGCAGCAACAGCAGCAGCAGCUGCAGCUGCAGUGCGUUCCUGUCCAGCCCACUCCUCAGCAACGGUUGCAGCAGCAACAACAACAGUUGCAGCAACAGCAGCAACAGUUGCAGCAGCAGCAACAACAGUUGCAGCAGCAGCAGCAGCAGCAGCAGCAUAACGGGCUGCAGCUGCAGCAAAGGGUCUUGCCUGCUCCUUCGUUUGCGUUGCCUAUACCGCUGCUGCAUGCAAACCUGCUGCGGCAGCAGCAGCAACAGCAGCAGCUGCAGCAGCAGCAAACACUCUCGCGACAGCAGAGUGAUGUGCAACGGGAUCUGCAGCAGCAGCAGCUGCUGCUGCUGCAGCUGCAGCAGCAGCAGCUACAGGCUCAUAAAGAGGCACUCACUGCUCAGGCGUCUCUGCUACUGAAGCAAGAACCUCUACGUCCGCUGCAGCAGCAGCAGCUACAGCAGCAGCAGCUACAGCAGCAGCAGCUACAGCAGCAGCAGCUACAGCAGCAGCAGCGACAACAACAGCUGCAGCCACAGCAGCUGCAACAGCAGCUGCAGCAGGUAUUGCAGCAGCCACAGCAGCAGCCACAGCAGCAGCCACAGCAGGUCCUGCAGCAGCCACAGCAGGUCCUGCAGCAGCCACAGCAGGUCCUGCAGCAGCCACAGCAGCAGCUUUUGCAGCAUCCCCAGCAGCAACAGCAGCAGCAACAGCAGCUGCCAUCAGCUCAGCUACUGCUGCAGCAGCAAGCGCUGCAGCAGCUGCCGCUGCAGCAAGCACAGGCAGCUAUGCAGCCUCAUCUAGUUGUGCUGCACCGUGCUGCAGCAGCAAGACCUGCAAGCCUGCUGCCAGCUAAAGGAGGAGACAGUAGCAGCAGCAGCAGCAGCAGCAGGCCGCAGCAGCAGCAGGAUCCGUUGUUACCCAGCGCGCUGGGUAUGAGCAGCAGCAGCUCAGCAACAGAAUAUCUAUUCGCUUCUACAGCAGCAGUAGCAGCAACAGCAACAGCAGCAACUGCCGCAACAACUGCAGCAGCAGCAGCAGGAACAACAACAACAGCAGCAGCAACUGCAGCAGCACACGACGCUGCAGAUACACCCGAAGAAUUGCUGUUUUCUUCUCCCUCUCUCUUUACAGCAGACUCACCAAGGAAUGAUGAUUUAUUUAGUGACAUCUAA
Messenger RNA from Eimeria maxima, 2007 nucleotides. RefSeq lists its product as hypothetical. The coding region runs from base 1 to 2007 and encodes 668 amino acids. The record is from RefSeq and is a predicted model, not a curated record. The transcript has a single exon. NCBI's taxonomy places the organism in Eukaryota, Apicomplexa, Conoidasida, Eucoccidiorida, Eimeriidae.